AGGCUCUGAUAGAGCAGGGCCUGCCGCCGCUGCGGGAGCACAGGGAAGACGACGCGGAGUCGUUCUGCUCCGCCAUCUCCCAGACAAGCGACCCGGAGAAAGAGGCGCAGCCCCUGACCGUCGCGGAGAAGGCCCAACCGGCGGCCUCCUCGCACGCGCACCCCGCGCACGCGGAGGAGCGCGCCGCGCGGCGGCCCGCGGCCGCCGCGGCGCUCCCGGGCGCGCCGCGGGGGAACUGCGAGGCCUCCUCCGAGCAGGAGCCGUUGAGGAAUUCGCACUUCGCGGCGGAUGGGCCGACCGGCUCGUCCUCCCAGCUGCCGAUGUCCCUCGUGCAGCCCCCGCCGUCGCACGGCGGCCUGUUCGCCUGCUGCAGGCGGCGGAGGCGGCCGCCGCUGGCGGACGGCUUCGAGCUCGUGUAGCGGCGCCGUGCGCCGCUGGGCAGGCGAGCUUGAUGCCCAUUCUGCGAUGGGGCCGCCAAGCCGCGAGUGGUGGGCCGCGCCGCGCCAUCGGAGAA
This is a messenger RNA of Prorocentrum cordatum, 514 nucleotides long. The record is from the annotation of a GenBank genome assembly. NCBI's taxonomy places the organism in Eukaryota, Dinophyceae, Prorocentrales, Prorocentraceae.